UGGAAAAUUCGUGCACACAUCGUAUCACUGCGCUUGUGAUUAACCGACAAAUUAAUUUAGACUUAAUUAAAUACAAUAAUUGCGAUUAGAAACGGGUUUAAAACCAACGAGUCGAGGAGACAAAAUACAAAAGGCUCUGGAACGAUUACGAGUGGCCAAACGACAAGUAGCAGAGUGGGAGUGGCAAGUGGGACGUUGGUUGGCGGCGCGCAUUUCUUAUUGGGGUAAAUGCAAACUAACAAAAAACUAAAAAAAAAAAACGUUUAUAAAUAAACCAAAACAACAACAAUUUGUGCGUUCAGCAUCUUGUGGUGAAUGUGGUGGCGCUGGUGCUGGCUGUGCCUGAAAAUGAUCUACAAACUAUUUUGCUGCACAAUUAGUCUGGUCUUCUUCUGCUUCAAUGUGCUGUGGUUCUUCUGCAAUUUGGCCAUUCCCUGGUGCACCCUGACCCUGGUGGCCAUUUGUGUGGCAUCAAAGUUCGUCAAGCUGCAGCGCAGCCCCAAUGAGAAGCGUUUGCUUAGUCUGCUGAAUACACCGGACGAUUGGCCCAAUUACUGGCCCAUCGCGAAUCGAGGCGCCGGCUACGAUGCGCCCGAGAAUUCGCAGGCAGCUGUCAAAAAGUGUCUGGCACGUGGCUACCGAAAUGUCCUGCUGGAUGCCGGCAUUACGGCCUGCGGCGAAAUAGUUAUUGCCAAUCGCCUGACCUUGGAGCGAGCCGGCCUCACGGGCAACCUCUCGCAUCACACACUCCAUGAACUGCAACAGCUGAGCAUAACGGAGCAGCAUCCAAUGGGCUCGCAGUAUGAUCGGGAGUCGGUGUCCACGUUGAGGCAAUUAGCGGACUUUCUGGAGGAGCAGAACAUGCCGCCCACUUUGUUUCUCCAUUUGCAGGACACCAGCGCACUGAUGAUUGAUCAGCUGCAGAAGUUUAUGGCAGCGAAUGAGACGUUUACGCAACGAACCGUUGUGAUUAGUCGGUCGCCCUUGGCCAUUUACCAGCUGCGUAAAUUGAGGCCUGAAAUCAUUUGCGGCCUGUGGCACGAGAGCUAUUUAUCGCUGUCCAUACUCAAAUCGUCAACGCUUAUUACCUCAAUUUAUGGAGCAAUUUUGAGAAACAUAAUUGCGCCUGUAAUUGGCAUUAGUGUUGUAUUUCUCAGCAAGGAAGAGUUCAAUUUGCACAUAGGCGAUCUGUGGCGCAAUGUGGGCGUACGUCCAAUUGUUUAUAUGGUGAAUUCGCCGAACGAGAAGCGCUAUUUCCAGAAGACAAUGAAAACACAAUACCUCACGGACUCUCUGCGCUCCGAGCCGCAUCUCUUGAUGAAGGCCUAAAAAAUACCGAACGACGCAAACAAAAUUCGAAGUUGAGAGCAAAAAACAUGCGCGCACAAAGCACACACAAAUCAUUUGCAUUUAUGU
Messenger RNA from Drosophila arizonae, 1416 nucleotides. Its product is annotated as glycerophosphodiester phosphodiesterase 1. The record is from RefSeq and is a predicted model, not a curated record. Gene Ontology annotation, molecular function: glycerophosphodiester phosphodiesterase activity. Gene Ontology annotation, cellular component: plasma membrane. Lineage: Eukaryota; Metazoa; Arthropoda; Insecta; Diptera; Drosophilidae. Gene Ontology annotation, biological process: N-acylethanolamine metabolic process; ethanolamine metabolic process; phospholipid metabolic process.